AACAAGAGAGAAAAAGACGAAGUUUGAUCAUGGUGUCAAAAUCUUUGGAAAAAACUUGAUUUAUUGUGCAAACCUUCAGCAAGAUUUUAUUUUAUUGUUUAUUCAACUAAGCGCUCCCAUUUCCUGUUUGUGGAACUUCAUUCUUCAGUGAAUUACGCAUUUGAUACCGCGGAAUCAACUUGAAUUUAUACUAUUUGGAAUCAACUGGAAGUGAUACGCAAGAGAUAUAGUUUUCCUAUUUUGUUUUUAGUGUUGAUGGAAUGAGAACAUGAGAACCCAGCAGCUGCAGCAAACAAUGUUCCGCAGAACAAACGACUGAAGACAACCCACAACUACAAUUCACAGCAGACAGUAGAAUAAAAUGUCCGAUAACAGUUCCGAAACGCAGAAGCAUUCGAGCUCGAGCACAGCGUCCUCAGCACAGUCACCGGUAGAUCCUGUUGCAAAACUAGAAACAUCAGCUUCGUCAACUACAGCCACUUCUCCUGCUAUCAUCGAAACCACCACCACCACACUAACCGUUGACGAGGGUGGCAGACCGCCAUUAGCCUCGGAAGAGGACACCAGCAGCACAAUCAGUAUCAUCGCAUCGGUUACGGUUACGGCAAUAACGGAAAAUUCUGCUCAUACAUCCAGCAGCCCUUGCCUUGGUAGUCAAAGUUCAUCGGAAUCCACGGUACUAGCUACUGUCCAUCAGCCCUCUAUUCCUAUCUUAGUCGAGAGGCAAAUUUCAGUCACUUCUAACGACGGGAGCAUGCAAAACAGCAACGCUAGCAACGGAUUCCGGACCACUUUUAACGGAAGAGUUCCAUUUGCUAGGAUUUUAUCGACGGGCACCGGCACCGACCGACGGGUAAAUGGUAACGAAACUGGCCGGGUUGCAGGAAACCUAAGCAAUAACUUGUUGAAUGACAUUUUUGCCUUCGUGCAGCAAGCACGUAAUCCGAACAGCCUGUUCUCGUCCGAAAGGCGUAAUCUUUUUCUCCAAUCGGGUCGUACGGUUUCGCAAAUGUCCGGUGGUAACACUCCUCCGAUCGUUCUUCCGGUCGGAAAUCCAACUGACGUCGUCAUUGACGUGGACAACGUAACUGGACCGUCUCUUCGAUCGUCAAAUAAUGAAAUUUUCCCAAUUUCGACUUCGUCAUCGAUUGCCAGCGGUAUUCGACAAAAUUCCUGGACCCAACCGAAUUCAGGGGACGAGGAUGGCUCCAACAUGGGACGAUCUUCGAUAGUGCCGAACUUCAAUUAUCAUCAUCACCAUCACCAUUUCCAUAAUCACCAGCCGCUGUCGACGGUUCACCAUCAUCUACCGCAUCUGACGCAGCAGCAGCAGCAACAACUACAGCAAGUGCAAACCGGACAGCAGAGUCAACCGGUUUCGCUCGGGGCAUCCGGUAGCGGAAAUGGCAUUCCAGUUGAUAAUCUUCAGCUACAACCAACCACUCCCACCAAUCCGAACCCGAACAAUGGCACUCGAAGCAACAGUGUCAGCUCCAACAAUCAACCAGCAGACGAAGCUACGGUCCACGAAGCCCUGAAUCAGAUUCCGGAAGCACGUGCGAUGAUGGACACGUUUGCUCGCUACAUUCCGCUUCUGUUCAUUCUUAUUAUCAAACUAUGCUACGAUCAUUUGGAUGGAAUCAUACACUUUCUUGCCCUGCUGAUGACCUUCUCGCAUGCCAACUGGGUUGUCCGGCAGGAGAUAUCAAAACAGGCACAAAAACGGAUAAUGGUUCUGCUGCGUGAACUAAUCUUUAUCGUGGUUGCCCUGGCUGUCGUUGGUUUCCUGCUCGAGCGAAAGAACAUUUUCCUCAGCAUUAUGUUUAUGCCUGAUCUAUCCGAACCGCAGAACCUAAAAUCGUUACUUUUUUCCGUGUGCAUGUCCGACCUGGUACUGAAACUGCUAACCAUCAUCGCGAAGAUUCUGAUCACCGUUAUGCCGCCAAGCGUGAUCGAGUAUAAGAGCCGAGGUAAAAUCUAUCUAAUGACCGAAUCGCUCUCGCAACUGUACCGUGCGGCAGCACCGAUCCAACCUUGGUUGAUUUUCCUGUUUGAAUCCUACUCCGGUUCGGAGAAAAUAGUGGGAGUUAUUCUGUCCGCGGUUUACAUGGUGGCCAAGUCGUCCGAUCUGCUCGAUCGGAUCAAGUUCUGCAAACGGUCCGUCAUCAAAUUGCUACAGAAAACGAGUUACGGAACCAUUCCAUCGAAGGAGCAGCUGCAAGCUUGCGGUGGCCAGUGCCCGAUCUGUCACGAUAACUUCAAUUCGCCAGUGCUUCUGGAAUGUAAUCACAUUUUCUGCGAACUGUGUGUCGGGACGUGGUUCGACCGGGAACAGACGUGCCCGCUGUGUCGGGCCAAGAUCGUUGACGAUCCGUCCUAUCGGGACGGGGCAACCACGUUUUUCCUGCAAUUGUACUAAAUACUAGUCGGAGAAAUGUGCACGCAUAAUCGUUUGUUCUUUUUCGGGCAAGUGAAAUAAUUUGCUUUCGAUAUGUUUGACGGUAAUGCGAAUUGGUUUCUACAGUUGCAGAUUUAUUAUCCAUUGUUUUAUGACACGUGAUACAAAAUUUAUGCGGUAUAGUUUUGGAAGCAGGUGCUCGCUGUUCCAGCGAUCCAGAGAGCUUCCUACCGUUUAAGAUCAUUUAUUUGUUUUGAACUUUAUUAUUAUGAUGAAGCUGAAUAGAAAUUAACUGGUCUUACGAUAAGUUUUAUUUAGUUUAUAUAUGCAUUCUAUUCCACACGAAUCGUGUAAUAAAUAACAACUAUUGUGUCUAGUGUUAAUGAUAAACAGUAACUAUAAUCGAGCGGGCAAAGUAAAUUUUGCCAGUGUGUUUGCUGAUGGCGUAACGAGAGAUUUUUUUUUUUGGCAAAUCGAAGAGAAGAAGAGUGACUUUCAAAGUGCGCAGCGUGUCGAAGUUUUAAAUUGGUGAAAGAUUGCUCGAGUUGUGAGCGGUUGGCGAAGGCCCUCUGCUGACCGGUUAGCCGUUGCGGCACACUAUGGAUAAAGCUACAUGAAUAUAAUUUUCCAAAUAAAGAAAAAUGUUAAUAGUUUCAA
Molecule: messenger RNA, 3055 nt
Organism: Malaya genurostris
Lineage: Eukaryota; Metazoa; Arthropoda; Insecta; Diptera; Culicidae
Product: RING finger and transmembrane domain-containing protein 2
Exons: 4
Coding region: 362-2419 (685 amino acids)
Biological process (GO): positive regulation of ERAD pathway
Molecular function (GO): ubiquitin protein ligase activity
Source: RefSeq, a predicted model, not a curated record